AAUUUGAGAACGCCACGACGGCUCCGCGCAAUAAGAAUAACCUUGUUAAACAGCAGCCGGCCGCCGCUCAGCAAGCAUUUUCGAAAUCGACCGAUCCUUCCUCCUCCCUUCGUCGCCCAAAACCAUCGCUCCCUGACCCCGAGAAAUUCGCUGGACAAUCCCUCAAGUUCGAUACGUGGUUACCCUCAAUCAAGGCCAAGCUAAAGAUUGAUGGUGAGGCUAUUGGUGACGCGAAAGCCCAAUUCUACUAUGACUUCCAUACCAUCUUAGAGCACUUGGAGUGGGUUUACACUAAUUCGAACAAGAUCCAUGAGGCAGAAGAUAGGCUUUUAGGUCUAAAACAGGGAGAUGAUGACUUACCGGCUUUUAUCGCCAAGUUUGGACGCGUUUUGUACGAGGCUAGGGGUCAGACCUGGCCAGAUACAACCAAGAUAUCCGCUCUACGCCGCGGUCUAUCCACUACCAUUAAGAAUCGGCUUGCUCAGCAACUCAAUCUGCCUACUGACUAUCCUCGUUUUCUGCGUGUUGUUCAACAGCUUGCUAGUGGCGCCCCAUUCUCCUCUACCUCCGCCCCUAGCCAUUCGACUGGUUCAAAACCGACCCCCUGUUACCCUGAUUCGAUGAAGAUAGGUGCUACUGACGGUGCUAUCAACGGUGCUAUCAAUUCUAUCUCAGCGAUAUCAACUGGCAAGAACUAUUGGGAGGAAGGUUGCUGUUUCUGUUGCGGUUCGAACGAGCAUUUCGUCAAGGACUGCCCAAGCCCACCCCCUGGUGCUGGCGGUGGUGGUGGCGUAUCCUCUCGUUCAACCAAUCAGAAGACUCUCUGGGGUGUUAAAAUGUUAAAGUCUUUGGAAGCUCGCUCGGAUACCUCGCUGGAUUGA
Molecule: messenger RNA, 881 nt
Organism: Aspergillus thermomutatus
Lineage: Eukaryota; Fungi; Ascomycota; Eurotiomycetes; Eurotiales; Aspergillaceae
Exons: 2
Molecular function (GO): zinc ion binding; nucleic acid binding
Source: RefSeq, a predicted model, not a curated record